Saccostrea cuccullata (small rock oyster) is the source of this 677-nucleotide messenger RNA. RefSeq lists its product as uncharacterized. NCBI's taxonomy places the organism in Eukaryota, Metazoa, Mollusca, Bivalvia, Ostreida, Ostreidae. The coding region runs from base 44 to 625 and encodes 193 amino acids. The record is from RefSeq and is a predicted model, not a curated record. The transcript is spliced from 3 exons.
CAAGGACAUAGUGCAUUUUAAGGGACGACCAAACAAAACGAAAAUGGCCGCAAACAAGGAACCGUUCUUUGGUUACAAUUUUCUCCGCGCCCUUUGUCAGAGCUCGUGGGAGCUGAUCACUGCCUCAAGACAGAAGAUAGGACUGCUUCUGUCCGUCAUAACUCUGGCACUGAGUGGAGGGACGGUGGCGGGGAUGGCGUUCGAUAGGGACCUCAGACCUCUACAGAACUACAACAAAGAAUCUUGUGCACUUCAGGCGUCCUUUGGGUUGAUUAGUGUGGGUUCUGGGAUUCAGCUUCUUCUGAUUCUGUAUCUGCUGUACGAGUUUUUCAAAACGAGGCUCAGCAAGACACGAGUAGAUGACUACCACAUCAACGUAUCUGCUAAUUUUUUAUCCUUGCUGGCUCUGACUAUCGGUAUGACGAUGUACGUUACUCUGUUGACGUCUACUAUGGAUUUCUGGUACUAUUUCUUGGGUUGGGACAGCGUGGCCUUUACCCUUAUUAACACUUUCCUCUGGUUUGUGACGGAGUACUAUCAUCGCCAUGCAGAGAGAUACUUAACCUACAGAGAAAUGAAGGACGAUGUUUCUUAUCUGUCUAGUAGCGAGGAGGAUGACGGUUAAAUUUAUCGCAGGGUACCAUUUUAGAACCCGUUAUGUAAUAUACACAAUAAAG